CCAAAAGAUAAGCCUAAAAUUUCUAGUACGGAUUCGUCUAUAAAUAUUCUUCGCUUGCUUUCAAAAGUCGUCAGUUAAUAAUUGUGUUUUUGGAGCUCAGUUAACGCGUCAAAAAUAACAAAAUGAAACUCUUCAUCGUUCUCUGUGCAGUCAUUGCCAUGGCUACCGCCUACACCAAGGAGGACUUCCUAAAGGACCGCGAAGAGUGCUUGAAAUCCGAAAAGGUCCCAGAAGCAGUCAUUGAGAAGUUGAAAAAUCGCCAAUAUGACGGUGACUUGGGCCAUGAGGCUCAAUGCUACAUUCGCUGUCUUGCCGUUAAAAUUGGAUCCUUUGAUGAUGCCACUGGGUACGAUCUUGACAAGACCUACUCACAUCUUACAAGUGCCGGACUUGUAGUGACCAAGGAAAACUUGAAGAAGUGUAUUAGUGCAGCUCCUGCUGACGGUGAUAAAUGCGCAUGGGCUGCCAAGGACCUGAAAUGUUUGUGGACUAAUAAAUACAUUUCAAAGAAGCAAUAAAUUAACUGAACAGAUUA
Hermetia illucens (black soldier fly) is the source of this 535-nucleotide messenger RNA. RefSeq lists its product as uncharacterized. Bases 123 to 518 code for a protein of 131 amino acids. Gene Ontology annotation, biological process: sensory perception of smell. Lineage: Eukaryota; Metazoa; Arthropoda; Insecta; Diptera; Stratiomyidae. Gene Ontology annotation, molecular function: odorant binding. The record is from RefSeq and is a predicted model, not a curated record. The transcript is spliced from 2 exons.